AUGCCCUUCAAGCGACCUGCCCCUCAACCACAUGAGGACGACGACUCCCAAUCCGAGUCUUCUUCCUCCAUCCUUCGGUCAUCCAAGCACGCGCGGCUUUCCCCGUCGGAUAAGGCUCUCCCUGAAGUGAAGAUAUACAUCGUUCAGGCCAAGCUUGAUGUAGCGACGAUCUCUGAGCUCUUCCUCCUCGCAGAACGACACACCGCCGCAGUCUGCAGACAUGCCGAGGACGCAGACGUGAUUAUCACCGCUGUGAGCAUGCGCAGACGGCUGGAGAGACACGUUCCCUGGGAACUUGCCGUGAGUAUUUUCGUCGUGCUGGCUCUGCAUUCCAAGUUGUAUGCAGGACUUCUCUACUCUUGA
Molecule: messenger RNA, 363 nt
Organism: Sparassis crispa
Lineage: Eukaryota; Fungi; Basidiomycota; Agaricomycetes; Polyporales; Sparassidaceae
Exons: 1
Coding region: 1-363 (120 amino acids)
Source: RefSeq, a predicted model, not a curated record